UUUUUUUUUUAUUUUAUUCAAGUCUCUAAUAUUGUUUCUAUACAAUUAAUAAUUAUAAAUCAAUAACAAUAAUAUUAAGAUAGUUGUUUUGCAUAAUUUUUACGACAUUUUGAAUUGGAAUAUCGCCAGUGAGAUGAAAUACCAACGUGUCUUCAUACUUCGACAAUGAGCUGGCAAAUUCGUUGCAUCCAUUGUAGCGAUUAUUGCAACUGUAAUUUAAUAUUUUUUCUUAUAAAAAGUGAUCAAAAUAAUAUCAAAGCACCGUUAAAAUAUUGAAUGUCCAUAUUGUGAAUACUUUUGUUACAUUAACGUCAUAAAAUUAACACGUUCUUCAGUUUUCAAAAAAUUUAAAACAAAAGUAAUAAUAACAAUCACGUAUUUAAGCACUCCAAACAUUAAAAGUGUCAUAGACCUCUAUGAUUGCCACGGAUAUUGAGACAAACAAAAUUUUACUUAAUAUAGAAAUAUUAACAAAUUAUAGUGACGAUACUGAAAUUAUUGAUAGAAAUUUUAAUCAAGGGUAUCACGAAAAAAAUGCGCAACGAAAUUACUGCUGCUGUUCUAUUUUUAGUACAGCUGAUCGAAAAAAACGAAAAAUUUAGUCCUGACCAACUGGAUUGCUUUCGACGUCGUUUAAUCGAGCUCCUUACUGAACGAUUUAAAAAUCAUUGGUUUCCUGAUAAGCCCUUUAAGGGUCAAGGAUAUCGUUGUAUUCGUGUAAAUGGCCAUAGCCGUAAAGAUGAGACUCUGGAAAGUGCAGCCAAUGCUGCUGGUGUUAAAUAUGAAGAUUUGUCAUUACCUGUUGAAUUGACACUAUGGGUAGAUCCACAUGAAGUUUGUUGUCGUUUUGGAGAAAGCAAAGGUUCAUAUUGUACAUUGGCAUCAUUUGAAGAUGAAAAAAAUUCUGUUUUUCACGAUAGUACUGAUUCUUCGGAAAAGGAAAAUAAAUCUGACGAGAGAGCUAUAAAAAUACAGAAGAAUCCAUCAACGACUAAUAUAGAUCUACAACAAAAACCAAAGCCUUUGAGUUCUUCUAAUCAGAAUCAUCAACAAUCAAAUAAUGGAACAGGUAGACGCCGUCAUCUAAAUAGUCCUCGUCCUCACUUAUCCAGAAAUCGUUCAUGGUUUAACCAUUCAUUUAAUAUGGGUUAUGGUACUCAUCCAAUGAGUCAACCUUGGUACAACGUUAUGCCUCCUCAUCAUUUUCUCAGUGGUCCUUCUCCUCCACCUUUCAUUGGUCAUCGAGGAAACAAGUGGGUACAUCCUGCAUCAUAUCCAACUGGACCAUCUCGUUUCCAUCAUUGGUCUCCAAAAGCUGCUCUAAAGGUUUAAAUCACGUGAGAUAUUAUUUCUUUUAUACAACUUGUUAAAUUUAAAUUCAGAUAAAGAACCAAGAUCAUGUUUAUUUAAAUGAAAAAUAUAAUAAGGUCAAUCAAAUAAUUACUGAGCAGAAUUUGGGAUCAAUUAUCUUGUAUGAGUGACCACAUUCAAUUGACAAUUAUGACGUACGAUUUUUUCAUUACGAAACGUUUGCUUUAUUUCAUUAUUAUAUUAUACAAAAAUGAUUUUAUGAAAGUAUAAAAUAUUUGUUACAGUCCGAAUGCAACAUUGCUUGUCAAACAAUGAUUUUGUUAAAAAUUUAUAACCGUCAAUUAUAGCUGGUGACUCAAGAAAUAUUCUAUUUUAUAGGAAACUUUAUGAAGAAAAAAUAUAUUAAUAAUUGAUAAUUAAAAUUAAAUAUUAAUGAUGUAGGUAGUUUACUAAAUUAAUAAGCCAUUCUGGGGUAGAAAUCUGUUAUAUCUUAUUUGUUUACAGUUAAAAACAAAAAAUUAUUUAUUAAUCAAUAUUAUAGAUAGAAUGACAUCAAAUGUAUUGAUAUACGUGUAAUUCAAACAAAAAUUUUCAACUAACACGAAAUGACAAGAACGUAAUUAUCUACAUCUUUUUGUAUAUUAAUAUCGUGAAAAUUUAUUAAUGUUUAAGUGUGGAAAUCAAAUUGUUGUUGUGAUAACGUAACAAAAAUCUUAUCUUGAUAAACUGUCCUACUGACAUCAUAGGAUGUAAUUGAUAUAUCAGCUUAUUGAUUGUCGAAAAAACUAUAAAAAAAGUAACAUAAAAAAUUCAAUUUUUCCAACUAUUUAAAUAAGUAACUAGAAUGUUCUAGUCAAAAUUUAGUAAUGAAUUAGUGAGAUUUCUGUAUCAAAAUGAUAUAAUUUUGUCAAUUCAGUUAAAGGAUUUUUUUUUAUCUAUUUAUACUUAACAAAUUUAUUUAUUUUAAUUAAAUAAUUUUAGAAAUCUAUAUUUUUUGUUAUAAACUGUUAAUUAUUGUGAUACAGAAAUAUCUGGAUUAUUUUUGUAUUUAUGUACAUAGAUGGUACAUUUCUUUAAGAGAUGUAAAUAAUACAAGUGGCUUUUUUUAAUUGUGAUUUAAUGGAUUUUAUAAUUAAAUAUUUCGAAGGAUCCAAAUUGAAAUUAGAAUUUAUAAAUUAAUUUUUCUGCAUAGUGCAAUAUAAACCUAAGAAUUAACGAAUUUCAGAAUGAUAAUCGGGUCAUUGUAUAUUUAAUUUUUAUUGAGAUAAAAUUAUUCACACAAUUAUUACAUGAAUUAGUCAUCGAUAUCUUAAGUAUAUCCAAAUGUAAAUAAAUUGAUUUUUAAAAUUAUAAUUUUUGCUAACGAAAUUUAAUAAAAAAAUUUUUAUUCAUAAUAACUUUUCAAUCAAUGGUUGAUAUUAUAAUCUAAGAUAAUGUGCUGAUAAUGCCUUUGUAUAGGACAGUUUUAUUGACUUAAUGUCUAUUUUAUCAAUGAUGAAUUAAAAACGUUAACAAAAAGAUUAUAUUAUUGUUGGAUUAUUGAUCAAAAAAUAUAUAUUAAUGUAAGGAAGAAAAUAUAACAAAUAUAAUAACAAAGCAAGAUUGCAUUCGGAUAUUUGCUUUCAAUUUUAUUUAUAUAUUAUUAUACUAUAUUAUAUUAUUUGCAAAUGAAUAUAUAUAAAUAUUAUAGACUUAUAUGAUAAAAAGAUAUAAUAUGUAUAAUUUUUUGUGUGGGAUAAUGAGUUAUUUUGCUAAUAUCAAUUUAUACACAGACAUGGAACAAUUAUAUUCAUUUAGAAUAACACAUGCAUUUUUUUGUAGUAUUUGAUUAUUAUUGAUAUGAUCUUUUAUACAGUCAAAAAAUCUAAUCAAUCACAAAUUAUUAAAUUGAAUUAUUAUUUUUUUUUUUAUUUUUGAGAAUUAUUUAGUCUUUAAGGCAAAAAUUAUUGUCAGAUAAAAUAUAUUUACAUCUGACUAUUAUUAAAUGUCAUAAAUGUGUAUCGUAUACGAUCAAACAGCACAAUGAUUGUGACAUUGAUUAGUUGUGCAAUUUUAGAAAAAAAAAUAUAAAGAUUGUUUUAUGCAAAUUUCACUCAAUUAUUAUACGAAAGAUUAGUAUGGUUAAUUUCGUUCAUGGUUAUAUUUUUGGAGUUAUUACUCAGUAGCUUAUCACAAAUACUUAUUGUCUCUUAUAUGUCCAAUGAUUCAAUUUAAACAUAUUAUUUUAUUCGUAUAUUUUCAUAAAUUUUAUUGGAUUAUUUAAAUAUGUUGAAUUUAUUACAAUGUUGGUGCACAUAUAAUAUAUAUAUCGUGUAUUGUGGAGGAUUUAUUAACUUUACUCUUUACUGUUUUAAUGAAUAAAUUGUUGUUUAUUCGCAAUAUAUUAUCUAACAUGAAAAAUAAUCUGAAUUUAUUAGUAUCGAUUUAAUCAACGAAAUAAUGAAUUUUCUACUGAUAAACAUUCAAUGACGAAUAACUUAAGGUAUCAUUAAAAUAAGCUGCAUUUUUAAAAUUGUUUAUUAUAUAUCUUCUUUAGUAAAAUUCAUAAAAAAAAAUAACUGAUAAGUUUCAUGGAAUUGUGAACUUACAAAUUGAUAUAAUUUAGAAAUUUGUAUGAAUUUAUAAGACGAAAUAUUAAUAUUCAAUUCAAAAUAUGUUAUAAUCAUUGUUGUUACUACUACUUUAACUGCAAUAAGAAUUUAUUAAAUGAUUACCACUGUAUACACAA
Chelonus insularis is the source of this 4039-nucleotide messenger RNA. Its product is annotated as protein BTG1-like. The coding region runs from base 535 to 1332 and encodes 265 amino acids. Gene Ontology annotation, biological process: negative regulation of cell population proliferation; negative regulation of mitotic cell cycle. The transcript is spliced from 3 exons. Lineage: Eukaryota; Metazoa; Arthropoda; Insecta; Hymenoptera; Braconidae. The record is from RefSeq and is a predicted model, not a curated record. Gene Ontology annotation, cellular component: nucleus; cytoplasm.